GAAAAUCGCCAUGGCAGUGUGCACUAACUCGUCUGCGUACAAGUUUGGCGUCCUGUCGGAAGAGGAGCUACCCCAGCUUCGCCAGCGUAUCUUGGACUAUGCUGCUGGGUUGUCCUCUCAGCUGUUUGGCACGAUCUUGCUCACGGUUGAAGGACUCAACAUCCGGUUGAGUGGACCAACCGACGGUGUCUUGGCCAUGCAGUCGUUCUUGAGCGACCAACUGCAUGCGAACAUGACGCCCAUCGAGUUCAAAGAUUCGUUCACGAAAGAGCCAACUUUGCGCAAGUUCCUCGUGCGCAUCAAGAACGAAGUUAUUUCCAUGGGCUUCAACGAACCUGUGAACCCGGCCAAGCUUGGUCUGGCAGAACACAUUGCCCCGGAAGAGUUUAAAACGUGGAUGGACAUUGGCAAGGACAUGCUUAUCCUAGAUACGCGCAAUGACUACGAGGUACGCUUGGGCACGUUUGACAAUGCCGUGGAUCUGAACAUCAAAAGCUUCCGCGUGUUCCCGGACGAGGUCAAGGCGCAGAUGCAAGCGGUGCCCAAGGACAAACCCAUCGUGAUGUUCUGCACAGGCGGGGUUCGAUGCGAAAAAGCUGCGUAUGCGCUGAAACAUCAAGGAUACAACAAUGUGUUCCAACUUGAUGGCGGCAUUCUUCGGUACUUUGAAAAGUGUGGCGGCGCGCACUACCGCGGCGACUGCUACAUCUACGACGACCGAGUGGCCUUGACCCCAGAGCUGACCAAAGCCGAGCACAUCUCCAUGUGCUUUGUGUGUCGGAGUCCCCUUACGCAAGGCGAGCAGGCCUCUGCCGAGUACGUGGCCAAGGUGAGCUGCCCAUACUGCAUUGGCGGCAAGCGGUCCGAUUUUCGAUCCCAAGUUCAGUAACAAGGCAAUAUAAUCACGUGGUUUGAUUGGUCA
Aphanomyces astaci is the source of this 922-nucleotide messenger RNA. RefSeq lists its product as hypothetical. The coding region runs from base 11 to 889 and encodes 292 amino acids. The transcript is spliced from 3 exons. The record is from RefSeq and is a predicted model, not a curated record. NCBI's taxonomy places the organism in Eukaryota, Oomycota, Saprolegniomycetes, Saprolegniales, Verrucalvaceae.